This is a messenger RNA of Sphaerodactylus townsendi, 2889 nucleotides long. It is a transcript of the gene IMPA1, whose product is annotated as inositol monophosphatase 1. Gene Ontology annotation, biological process: signal transduction; inositol metabolic process; phosphatidylinositol phosphate biosynthetic process. Lineage: Eukaryota; Metazoa; Chordata; Lepidosauria; Squamata; Sphaerodactylidae. Gene Ontology annotation, molecular function: inositol monophosphate 1-phosphatase activity. The record is from RefSeq and is a predicted model, not a curated record. The transcript has 9 exons. The coding region runs from base 142 to 978 and encodes 278 amino acids.
GCUGUCAUGUGCCAGACUUUGAACCUAGCUUUGAUAGUACGGUGGCCCGGAGGUCAGAGUCUACUGAUGAUGCUGUGAGGGCUGAGCGUUUCUCUUUAGCUCGCAGGUGGUGGUCCUCUUUUCCUCGCUUCGCCGGAAACAAUGGCUGAUCCUUGGCAAGAAUGCAUGGAUUACGCAGUUACUUUAGCAAGAAAAGCUGGAGAGAUAAUCUGUGAGGCACUGAAGAAGGAAAUAGCUGUCAUGGUUAAAAGCUCUCCUGCAGAUCUGGUGACGGUCACUGAUCAGAGAGUGGAAAACAUGAUUAUUUCUUCUAUAAAAGAAAAAUAUCCUUCUCACAGUUUUAUUGGCGAAGAAUCCGUUGCAGCUGGUGCAGGGAGUAUUUUAACUGAUAAUCCCACUUGGAUUAUUGACCCCAUUGACGGAACUACUAACUUUGUUCACAGGUUUCCCUUUGUAGCAGUUUCCAUUGGCUUUGUAGUAAGUAAAAAGAUGGAAUUUGGAGUUGUAUUUAGCUGUGUAGAAGACAAGAUGUAUACUGCUAGGAAAGGGAAAGGUGCAUUUUGCAAUGGACAGAAACUUCAUGUAUCACAACAACAAGAUAUUACAAAAGCACUCAUAGUGUCUGAAUUGGGAUCCAACCGUGAACCAGAGGUUUUAAAAACUAUUCUUUCUAAUAUGCAAAAGCUUCUCAGCAUUCCGAUACAUGGGAUCAGAGCAGUUGGGACAGCAGCUGUAAAUAUGUGUCUGGUGGCAACAGGAGGAGCAGAUGCCUAUUAUGAGAUGGGGAUUCAUUGUUGGGAUAUGGCAGGAGCUGGAGUCAUUAUUACUGAAGCUGGUGGAGUUCUGCUUGACAUUUCAGGUGGACCAUUUGAUCUCAUGUCAAGAAGAAUCAUUGCAGCAAACAGCCAAGUUCUAGCAGAGAGGAUAGCCAAAGAGAUUCAGAGUAUCCCUUUUCAAAGGGAUGAUGCAGCACAUUAAACGUCACCCUUUCACUCUACCUUUGACAGGCCGUUGGUCUGUGUCUAUAAAAAUAGCUUUCAUUGAAAAGGACACAGUUUUGCACUUGAGUAGAGUAGCAGAUGAAUAUUAGUUUGGUCUUAACAUUUCAAAGCCUCGUACUUGAAUUCCUCUUUCUUCUCCUCUCCCCACAAGCUCCACACAUAUCCUGGUUUUUAUCUGUUGUUCAGUUUAGAAAGCAUUUAAAACUAUCACUGAGUGAAUAUUGUGAAUAUUUGUGAAGCUCUCAAGAAGUGGGGUGGAUUCAUCUGCUGGGUUUUCAUACAUAAUAUGUAUAGUGUGUAUGUGAUUAAUAGCUAUUAAGAGACACUUCAUUUCCAGACAGUGUUCUAGAACUUAUAGCAGUGCAUAAAAGAGAAUAUUAAAAAAAUUGGUCAAAAAUAUCUUAAGUACAGGUUGCUGGUCCACUCUGAUACACUCUGUGUAGUAGUAAAGCCAGAUAGACAUUUCCUCAGUAAAAAAAUGGCCCCAACUCUGAACUUUACUAAUAGAAACAGAGAUGCGAGGGAGAGUAAUAGCAGUGGAGAAUUGGCCUGUAGGUGGCAGAAGUGCUUAGCUCUUUUCUUGCCCAGGGAUUCUUCCCUGCAAAUACCUGUUCUUUUUUCCCUUCCCAUCCUCUCAGCUGUCUUAGCUCAAGCUGUCUUAUUCUGUUUUGAAGAUCAGCUGGGAAUUAAACUCUUGCCUGCCAAGUUUUCUUGGAAGAAAUGUCCUUUGCAUUACCCAAGUUCUGCAUGCACCAGCUUUGUUGAUUUUUCCCACAUUCCUGGGAAUAUUUAUUUGUUUUAUAUAGUACUCUGAUUAUUGAUACACGCCCAUUUUAAUGGUCCUCAGUGUACAAAGAGACACCAUAAUGCCACAGUUGAAGGCAAGGCCCUUCCAAAGUCAAGCACUUUGAAAUCAAUGAGAGUAAAAUGCCAGAGCAGAACAUAUGCUAACAUCUCUCCAUUGAAAUCAACAAGACUAAAAAUUGCCUAACUCUGGCCAGAGCGUAACUGCCGUUGGUUUUAUUUGCAGCAUUUAUCCUUUUGGGGAGGUUUUUUGUUCCUUCAUAGUGGCUCAGAAGUGUUUCUAAGAGGAGUUGGAAAGGAGUAGUAAAUUGUUUAGACCAGAGGUUUCCAACUCUGGCUCCCCAGAUGUUCAUGGACUAUGAUUCCCAUCAGCCCCUGCCAGCAUGGCCAUGGACAUAAAAAGAAAAACAAAAAGAGAAUGCCAUUGCUGAUUUACCAGUGUGGAAAUAUUUAGCUUUGUUGGCUUUGUACUGCAGAAUUGCAGCAUCAGAUGGUUUAUCAAAAGAUCCCCUUUCCCCAAUGUCUGAUUUUGAUGAGCUGGGGCAAAUUGGUGGGGUGGGCUACAAAUAUUGGGUUGGAUCUCCAGAGUGUUUACAUGGACAGAAGGAUUUCCACCUACAGAGAGUGGCUUUCUCAUCUCUUGCUGCAGGGGGCGCCUGUCCUCAAGGAACAGUAUUUGAGAAUGCAGGCAGGGGUAGUCAGAAGAUCACUGUGGGUAGAAACCCUCCUUUCCACAGAAACGGUCUGAUGGAUCCAAACAUUUGUGCCCACAUUUGUGAGCUACAGCUGUGAUUUGAGCUCAGGCCAUGACGGAUUGCUGUAUUGUGUUUAAGGUGCCGCAACAGUCUUCUGUUUGUUUUCUAGAUACAUACUGUACAUGGAUAUCUUGUUUGCUGUAAAAUAAUGAUUUAUACCAUUGAAUUAUACACUGGAGAGAUGACUGGAGAGCUUUGCAGUAUUCAAUAAAAUUGAGUUGAAUCAUAUACUAUAUAUAUUUAGUCUGGUGCUGCCAUCAGGAUGCUUUCAGUGUCCCACAUGCAGCCAUAUCCUUGUCACAAACCAGCUUGUGUUAUUAUGAUUCCUC